AUGCUCUCCAACACCUCGAAUCGAGCGGUGCGACACAGCGUCCGCGUCGCGCAUAAUGCUUUGCGACACUCCUCACGGCUCUCCUUCUUCCAGCAGAAACAGCUGCCCAUGAACACAAUUGUGCGGUUCGUGCCCCAGCAACAGGCGUGGAUCGUGGAGCGAAUGGGCAAGUUCAACCGGAUUCUGGACCCCGGUCUCGCUGUGCUCAUUCCGUUCCUGGACAAGAUCCAGUACGUGCAGAGCCUGAAGGAGACGGCCGUGGAGGUGGGUUCCCAGAGUGCAAUCACCAGUGAUAACGUGACCCUGGAGAUGGAUGGCAUUCUGUACAUCCGAGUGUACGACGCAUACAAGGCGUCAUACGGUGUGGAGGAUGCCGAGUAUGCCAUCACACAGCUGGCCCAGACCACCAUGCGAUCCGAGAUUGGCCAGAUGACCCUGGAUCAUGUUCUGCGAGAACGACAGUCGCUCAACACCAACAUCACCACCGCCAUCAACGAGGCCGCCAAGGACUGGGGCGUCACCUGCCUGCGGUACGAGAUCCGAGACAUCCAUCCUCCUCGAACCGUGCUUGACGCCAUGCACAAACAGGUGUCUGCCGAGCGAACCAAACGAGCCGAGAUUCUCGAAUCCGAGGGAAAGCGACAGGAGCAGAUCAACCGCGCCGAGGGAGAGUCCGAGGCCAUCCGAAUGCGUGCUCAGGCAACUGCUGACGGUAUUCGGUUUGUUGCCGAGGCCAUCAACAACACCAAGGGCGGAGCUGACGCCGUUUCUCUGUCUGUGGCCGAGAAGUACGUCGACGCCUUUGGAAAGCUGGCCAAGGAGAGUAACACCGUGGUUGUCCCUGCCCAGCUGUCCGAUAUGGGCGGCUUCAUUGCCUCCGGCAUGGGCAUUUACAACCAGGUCACCAAGCAGGGUCUCAAGGGCAAGGCCGAAAAGGAGGCCACAGACAAGGCCGCUGCUGACCGGGAGGCCGCCAAGGUCGCUGAGCACGCCUAA
Yarrowia lipolytica CLIB122 is the source of this 996-nucleotide messenger RNA. RefSeq lists its product as uncharacterized. Gene Ontology annotation, biological process: mitochondrion organization. The record is from RefSeq and is a predicted model, not a curated record. Gene Ontology annotation, cellular component: membrane; mitochondrion. NCBI's taxonomy places the organism in Eukaryota, Fungi, Ascomycota, Dipodascomycetes, Dipodascales.